Darwinula stevensoni is the source of this 2601-nucleotide messenger RNA. Lineage: Eukaryota; Metazoa; Arthropoda; Ostracoda; Podocopida; Darwinulidae. The record is from the annotation of a GenBank genome assembly.
AUGAGCAACAUGUUUUGCCUCCUUCUCAUUCUCUUCUUUGCGGGAGACGUCAUCUCUAUUUGUGAGGUUGGGGGACUUCCUCCUUUUCCUCCCCUCAGGAACAAGACCAUCACCAUUCCAAAGGACCAGAAAACAUUAGACUUCGAAUGCUUGACACGUGGCUACCCUGAGGUGCUACUGGUGACCGCAUGGAAUGUGACUUGCAUAAACCGAGAGGCAUUCCAUGCGGUCAUUUUUACUGGCACAUGUGAAGGCCUCGCUGUCGGUUUGGCUGCAUUGUUGUUGAUCGCGGGAGUUGGGGGUGUGUACUUCUAUUUUCGCGCUCGAGAAGCAACCAUCCCUAAUCACGGUUUUAACCUUCCAACACCUGACCAGGAAGUCAUCAACCCACCACCUGAUCAGGGGGUCAUUUGGGUGAGAGACGACAUUUUUGUUACUCAGGAGGAUGAAGAGGAGCUGAGAGAAGAGGGAGGCUAUGUUAGCUUCGUUGUAAGAAAGAUCGAGGUGAUGGAUGGAGUUAAGGAGAAGAUUCGGGAGAACCUUCAAGGUUUAUGUGAUUUCCUUGAUAAAAACGGAAAGGAUAAGCAUGUUCUGUUUGACGAAGUCCCUCUUACUCUGGGAAUUGAGGAUCCUCUUAAUGAGAAGAGACUCUCAGAGCACUGGAAGAUCUCCCGCUUCAAGGGAAAUAUAGAGGGAAAGGAAGACGCCAAAGAGCCACUGGACUCCAUAUAUGCUGUAGUAGACACCAUCCAGAGAAGAAAUAUGCUGGUGAACACUCUUAAACAUGUAUAUGAGAAAGAGGUCGGAUUUGUGGACUCAAUUGGGAGAUUACGUGGUAUUUCUCCCAACUCCAUUGUAGUUGUGACUGCUGACCAGAUAUUAGGAUGGCAUUCAAAUAAAGAAAUCGUCAUUCUUGACAUUUUUGGGUCCAAUUGGAGAAAUUAUCUUCGCAUGGUGUCCUCAUCCCAAAAGAAUGUCACCAUUGUCAUGGAACAUGAAGUUCUUCAAAGAGGGAAAUAUUCUGAGCUAUGUGCAAUAUUAAAAACACCGAUUAUAAGCGUCCCUGAAAACAAGAAAAAGCUGUUGAGCGAUAUGGAGAAUACAGGCAUGAAGAGAAAAUGGAUGAUGGAAGAACUAGAUGAAACAAAAUGGGAUAUUCUGAAUUGGCAAGAUGAGAAUAAUUAUCAUGGAGCUCAAGUCAGUAAAUCAACUCCCUCAAGUCCUGCUAAUCAACAUGAUACCAACAGCAGAUUAAAGGUCAUUUUCGGGCCCCCAAAUUCCGGGAAAAGCAUUGAGUUACUAAAAAGGAUUGAGUACCUGGUGGCUCAUCGACGCGAUAAUCCUUAUGGAAUCCUCCUGCUCCACAUGGGAAGCACUCUUAGUCAGAACGAAUUCUUCAAACAUCUUGGCGGUCAUAAACUGGAUGAGCUAGAUAUUGCGCUGGUACCCAAAAGUUUGUCCCCUAGGGACAUCAUCAAGUUCGACAGGGUAAAAGAAGUGCAGAGGAAAUUCCUGAGUUCAAAAAUUCACAUGCUUGUUGAUGAUUAUUGCAUCCAAGCUGCCACCACUGAAGAAGAGAAGAAAGAGUGGGAGCAUAUUCUCGAAGAAAUGAACAAAAUGGAAGAUCAUUUAAUCCUGACUAUCGUCUUUCAAGCUCACGCAAAAGGUGGUAGGCAAAUCUCCAUAGAAGAGCUGAAGUCUUUUUUUAAGGAACAGGAACCAAAGGUGGAGGUUCUUGAGCUAAGUCAAUGCUACUCUGCUUAUUUUAAUGACCCAGAGCUUCUCCAACAUAUCUGUAGGAAUGAGACCAAUGAGCAGUUGUUGCUUGAAGCCAAAAGUCUUUACACAGAGUCUCGUGGGGGAGCAUUGGUCAAUGGUCCCAAACCUUUGUGUUACAGCAUGCGCUAUAGCUGUCCUGGCAAACAUGGAAAUUACCGAUGCAAGGGAAAGGCAUCUUGUAUGCGUUACAUUGCUAGUUUUAUGUCGUUUUGCUCUGUCCUGGAGGAAUUAAAGAAGACCAAGUCUGAGAAGAAGAAUAAGGAUCCAGUGCGCAUUCUGAUGACAGACAAGGAUCUAAUGGAAUUCAUGGAUGAGUAUAGCAAAGGCAAAAAUGUUGGAGAGCUUCGUUUCAUUCACCCAAAAGAUUUUCGAGGAUGUGAAUCCAAUGUUUCCAUCACUGUUAACGUGGAGGAUUCGUGGCUUUUGGAGAGUUUAUCCAGAGCUAAAACGGAUCUCUGGAUCAUUGACUUCUUACCAGACCAUCAAGACGUUUGGCGCACCAUGCAGGAAGAGAAAAAGGUAGAGGAGAAGGAAGUCAAAGACCUCCCUAUCGACGAACAAACCACAAACAGGCUCGUUCACGUAGGAAACUUCAAGGAACGGGAUCUGGAGGUUUUGGCAGUCAGGAUGGGGAUGGCAUCAUUCUGGGCCAUCUGGAUAGCCUCAGUGAUGACUUGGGUUGCCUUGGAGACAUCAUCAGCUGAAGAGAUGGAGAGGGAGUCAGGGAGAGAUGAAACCAGUUCCAGUCAGCCCUACAAAAGUCAGGGGUAUUCUGGGGUGUUGGUGAAAGUCAACUGUCAAAAUGAUGGGCAGGUGGUCUGA